AAUGUUACAGUCCAAGGUAUGAUAAUAGCAUCACUUAUUUGAAUAACUAUAUUAAAUUCGCCUAAUGCCUAAACAAUAUUUAGAUUGUUACGCAUGUUCUGAAAAGGCAUAAAGAUUUAGAACUGGUUUGUAAAAUAGUUUGUAACUUUCGGAAUAUCUUGGCAACACUCAUAUAAUAAACUUUGCGACGAUUUGCUGAUUUAUUUUUGCAUACAUUAAGGGCGGCGGGGCAAUGGAUUAUUGGUUUCGUUUAACAUUUGUUGCAUCUCUUUAUAUUCAUGCUGAAGCCUGGAUGUUCAAUGGCAGACCUAAUGGUGGGAAAGUAGGAUCACCUGAAGUGUUGAAAGGAACACCGUUACCAGAUGAACAAUUCUAUGAGUUUCAAAAGGUUAACCAUUUUGACGGAAGUGAUUUCAGAACAUGGAAACAAAGAUAUUUUGUUAACAAUGCCACGUUCAGAGCCGGAGGUCCAGUUUUCCUCAUGCUGGGUGGAGAAGAAGAAGUAAACACCGCGUGGUUAGUUGAUGGCGCUUGGCAGCAGUACGCAAGUGAUCAUGGAGCUUUCCUGGUUCUUUUAGAACACCGAUAUUACGGGAAAAGUCAGCCUGUCUCGGAUAUUAGCACUCCGAAUCUCCAGUACCUGAAUUCAAAACAAGCGUUAGCUGACAUCGCACAAUUCAUAAACUUUUUAAAAAGUUUAUAUAUUUAUCGAAACUUGAAAAACAGUAGUGUAAUAUUGUUUGGCGGAUCAUACGCGGGUUCCUUGGCAGCAUGGGCUAGAUUACGUUAUCCGUACUUGGUACAGGGUGCGGUAGCGUCCAGUGCUCCUAUAGUUGCAUUGAUGGAUUUUCAUGAUUACUUUGCAAAUGUUGCAGAAACGUUGGAUAUUACCGGCAGCAAGUGUAGAAUGGAGGUACAAAAUGCAACACUGCAGUUGUAUGCCUGGUGGGGAGAACCUGAAAAAUACAGUCUUAUACAAAACACGUUCAGAUUAUGUGAUAAGAUCAACCAUGACUUUGUUCUAGACUUGUCUGUAUUUUUCUACAAUCUCGCUGAAAAUUUUGCCGGAGUUGUUCAGUAUAACAACGUCAACAGGAGUUUUCUGGGUAAGAAAGGAAAAAAUCCGACAAUACAGACAGUUUGUGACAUCAUGACGGACGAUAGCCGAGGUAACAGCGUACAACGUUACGCUGACGUCAAUUCACUCAUUCUAGACACGUACGGGGAGCAGUGCUUGAGCCUAAGAUAUAACAAACUGGCUCAUUCCCUCAAUCAAACAGACUGGAACAGUGUUUCUGCUAAAGGAAAUAGACAAUGGCUGUAUCAAUCAUGCUCAGAGCUUGGUUGGAUGCAGAGCUCGUACACAUAUAGGCAGACUUUCGGGCCGUGGUAUCUUUUCCCAUUUAACUUUACAACAGAUCUAUGUGACUCCGUGUUAAAUCCGCCAUCACAUUGGGAAUGGUCGGAGAUAAUGAACAACUGCGAUGAGACAAACAGGUUUUACGGUGGACUUAAUUUGCCAGUAUCUAAUAUGAUCUUUGUGAACGGAAUGCUUGAUCCCUGGAGAAGCGUGGGUAUUUUGUCAAAACCCCCUGGAACAUUGGAUGACGUGGCAGUCUUUCUAAUUAACGGAACAUCACAUUGUGCUGACAUGUACCCAUCAUCUUUGAAUGAUCCACCACAAUUAACUGAAGCAAGAUCUCAAAUAUCGAAAAUCAUUGGAACAUGGCUUGGUUCAUGAAAUAUGCUACAGGGCUACAGGCAAAACUUAGAACCAAAAUAAUGUAUUUACAUGUACAAAUAACUCCCGCAAAGAUUUUAUAUUCACAUCAUGUAAAUAAAAUACAUAUUUAACAACACACUUUGCAGUAGGUAGUGCGUAUUUCAUGGCGUUUACUACAGAAAUCGGCACAGUGGUUGUUUUUUGGUUUUUUUGCUCACAGUAAAAGAAAGCUUCGUCCGCGGUUAAGUUGCAUUUUUGCGUAAUACUACAAAGAUUUCUACGGGAGAGUGCUGAUUAUUAUCUGUAUCUUCUCACCUACUCCCUAUAUUGUAUUGCUUAAAUUUAAAAUGUAUAUACACUUUAAUAAACUAACUCGUAGAAUUUGUAAACCAGUAUGUAUAAUAUGCACAACAUGAUAAAAGAUCAUAAAAUAGUAUGACAAUAAUACUAAAACUGUGGUGGUUUGUUACCUUACAACCUAGUCUAUAUUUUACAAUAAUUAUUAGUUUGCCUGCCUGAAACCAGUCACUGGAAUCAUAAAAAUGUUUAAUGAAUAAAAAGGAGUGUAUUAAUAAAAAUGUAAAAGAAGAACCCCUGCAUGUAUGACUUUCCACACCUAUAUUCUGUAGCAGUCCCUCCUAAUGCUGUAAACACCAGUAUGAUAAAUGCUUUAUUAGAUAUACCAUCAAAAUCAUUAAGCAGCAGUGCUGAGGUAUAUUUGUUUUGUAUCCUCGUGUACCAAUUACUGUUGUGAGUUGCUUGUGCCUUUGUUCAAUAAAUCGUUCUGCC
Molecule: messenger RNA, 2512 nt
Organism: Mercenaria mercenaria
Lineage: Eukaryota; Metazoa; Mollusca; Bivalvia; Venerida; Veneridae
Product: putative serine protease F56F10.1
Exons: 10
Coding region: 233-1741 (502 amino acids)
Biological process (GO): proteolysis
Molecular function (GO): dipeptidyl-peptidase activity; serine-type exopeptidase activity
Source: RefSeq, a predicted model, not a curated record